Molecule: messenger RNA, 2272 nt
Organism: Oncorhynchus gorbuscha (pink salmon)
Lineage: Eukaryota; Metazoa; Chordata; Actinopteri; Salmoniformes; Salmonidae
Product: endonuclease domain-containing 1 protein-like
Exons: 2
Coding region: 1306-2202 (298 amino acids)
Molecular function (GO): metal ion binding; nucleic acid binding; hydrolase activity
Source: RefSeq, a predicted model, not a curated record
GGCCAAAUCAUGCUUUCUGGUAUAGUAGCCUGUUUUAAAUUAUUUUGUUUUGUGUAUAGGCAGGAGUAAGCUAAUAAGGCUAUAUCAUUUUGGCAGUUUUAAUUCAAUUGACUAUAGGGAAAUCUUGUCCUACCGAGCCCUAUGGACGCUCUGCCUAUGCCAAUGUGGCAAAAACACAACCAGUCAUGUUAAUAUCUGAUUGUUAAGCAAUCACCUGUAGACUACCCGCGCACAUUCGUCCAUUUACAAAAUAAUUCCAGCAUCCAACCCCCAACAAUGCACUGUGCAACUGCAAUUCCAUGAAUGGAAAGAAAAAUGUCUUACAAAACACCUACGUGUAUUGUAAUGAGAUGUGUGAUUGUUAGGCCUACACGUAGCCUGAAUCGCGUCCACUGUUGAAAAUAAAUAAAUCAUGAUUAAUAACUUGUAUGUAUUUUUUUCGGGAUUUUGUGGUAAUUGUAAUAGGCUCACGUUUUACCAUUACGGCGUUCCAAAAAUAUUUAUUUUGGCAGUAGGCUGGUAGGCUGUAGUAGCUUACUUUCAUCCCGGAGUGUGUCAGAGGAGUCUGUGACUAGGCUGUGACCCAGGUGUUGUCCUGAGGGUUGGAAACGUUCCAGAACACUGCCUUGAAAAGCUGAGGCUGGUAAAUGAGUCAGCACUCUGAUUAAAGGCUUUAUGAGGAAGGAGAAGGGAAACUGAUAAAGCAUAAACACACUUGAACCUUAACCUAUAUCCAUCAGUAGGAUGUCAGCAGCUUUCCAUUCCACCAAGGGGAACGGGGAAAUACCUAUGGAUCUUCAAAUGAAACCUGCUCUCUGUCACAUUUUGGGUGCCAGUAACUCUAGUUUCACUCAGCUCAGUUUCAGUGACCAGUGUGUAGAUUUAAUGCAGAGGCUCUUUCAAUUUCUGUUCCUAUGAUAACCUCUAUCAUGUAGUGACCAUGUGUGUCCCAGAAGGGAUGUGUAUUUCCCAGAAGACACUAUGGUCAGCACGGGGAAGUUCAGUCGCAUCUCAAGGAAACAGAAGGGGAGGAGAGGUGUCAGAUGGAUGUGUCACCCUCUAAGUUUCUACUCACUGGGUAUAAAAUACCUUGGAAGCUAGGUUGAUAGAAGACCACUCUCCAUCGAUUACACAGGUGCCUCAACAGACAGUGAACAGAAGAAUAGGGCUCUCUGUAGAGAAUUUAACUGAACUGAGUUGGGCAGGAGUGGACUGAGCUAAACUAUAUUGGACAGUGACUAGUUUCGGCUGAUAGAUACACAGGCUUUUCUCUAUAACACACACAGUCCAGUGCUCAGCAGGAGGAUGUCUGUCUCGUGUAGGGGGGCUCUGCUCAUGCUUCUCGCCAGUCUUGGAGGUCUGGUCUGGGGGGAGGUGGGUGACUUCACCCCUUGCCUCCGUUUCUUCUACAUGGAGACUCCCCCAAAAGGCAUGGGGGGAGAGGGGUACCAGCCCAUCUGCCAGCGCUACAGGAACCAGUACCAUUUUGCCAGCCUGUACCAGCGCCAACGCCGUGCCACCCUCUACUCUGCCUACAUACUUACCCCUGGAGGAGGCAAACGGCCCAGGAACAAGUGGAUGUAUGAACCACAGUUGGCGUUCUCCGGUGCCAGUCCAGAGAUGCAUAGUUUCCCGCGGAGUGGCCCCGUGGACCAGAAUGUGGUGGACAGCCAGGCGGUGCUCCAGGACUACAUCAACUCUUCAUACACCAAGGGUCACCUCAACCCCAGCCUGCACCACCAGGCCCCAGAGGACCGCCGGGCCACUUUUACCCUCACCAACGUGGUCCCUCAGCGGGCAGCCUCAAACUCUGGCCCCUGGGCUCAGCUGGAGGCUGAGGUGAGGGCCCGGAUGGGUAACUACUGCAUUGGGCCGGCGUAUGUGGUAACAGGGGCGCUGUCAUACCUCUCUGAGCGCUGGAUGGCCAACCGGGUAGCGGUGCCAGAGUACAUGUGGUCUGCCUACUGCUGCCCCUCCUACAACUCUAGUGUCCCCGCCUCACAGAGACCCUACUUCCCAUCAUAUGCUGCUGUGGGCCGGAAUGACCGCCAUAGUGGUGGAGAGAUUGUGCCGGUGGACCCCCAGGCGAAGGCCUCGGUUCGGGGGUAUGAUGUGAGGCGGAUGCCCAUGGACACUGUGGAGACUAUUCUACAGCAGAGACUGGGCGUCCACAUCAGCCUGUUUCACAAUCAAUGUCUGUAGGCAGGUGUGGUAGUUAGGUAAUGGGCUGUUGUAUUGGCUGUCCCUGUUCAGUGAAAAAUAAAAUCUACAG